GAGUGAUUUUCGGAUAAGAGUGUGUAACACAAUUGCUUGACAAAUUUUGUUUGUCGCUCCUGUUUUAAAUGACUCAGCAGCGUCAGAAAAUUACAAAAUGAAAGCAAUCGAAGCGAAAAUCGUUGUGCUCGGCUCACAAGGUGUCGGCAAAAGCAGCCUCAUCAAACAGUAUAUUUGCGAAAUGAAUCCCACCAAAAUUGCGCCGACCAUCGGAGCCUCAUUCUCGACGUUUAAAAUCAAAUUGGAAGAAGGCAAGGUCAAAAUGCAGAUUUGGGACACUGCUGGUCAAGAGAAAUUUCGCGCAAUGACACCCAUGUACUAUCGCAACGCUAAUGCCGCAUUACUCGUUUUCGAUUUAACAAAUUACAAUAGCUUUGUCGAGGUCAAGGGAUGGGUUCAAGAAUUACAUAAGAAUGUGAUUGAGCCCAUGAUCUUGACAUUAGUUGGUAAUAAAAUCGAUUUAGAAAAAGAGCGCGCUGUAUCACGUGAAGAGGCAUUCCUCUAUGCAUCAUCGAUAAAUGGUUCAUAUUAUGAAACUUCAGCUAUAAACGGUGGCCGAGGCAUUGAACAAGUUUUCAUCUCAACUGCCCGUGGAUUGCUUCAAUUGGCUGAAAACAGUGAUUGUUCCUCAAUUAAACGAUAUGAAUCAACAGAUUCUAUCCUUAGUUGUAAUGACAUAAAUGGUUUCUAUGAUAAAUCGAACUUGAGUUCGGUGAAUAUGGGCAUUCCCGUGGACUUGAAUGUAGAAGCAAAUGAUACUGGUCGACUAGAAACACCGCCUUGGAGUAUCAACCACAUAGCGCAUGGAGACGCACAUCGCUCAGGCUGGUGCUGUUAUUGAAAUCGACCAAAUUUAAUUUUAAGGGAAAGAAAAACCCCCCUCCCCCUCAAGAAUCAAGUUCCAAUGUUGAAAUGCUAGUUGUAAAAUGACAUUCGCUCUCCUUCGAGUAAACCUUUUUUUAACCAUUGAAUUUCACGUACAUUUUUAAGUUGAAUUUAAUCAAUAUUUAUCCGCUAAUUGUGAUUUUUCUCGUUAUUGCUAAGAAAUCAUUGCUAUUUAAUUUAACUUCGAUUCGAUAUUUCCCAUUAACUAAAUGAGAUAAAAAAAACUAAGCCAAAAUCAUUUCGACUGUCGUCAAUUCGAUACUCAAAUCGUGCCAAUUUAUUUGACUCUUGGCUUUGACGGGUUUGUCAAUUUAAAGCACAAUUAAUAUUUAAGCUCUGCCAACUAGCACACAUAAACACCAUUGCCUACUCGAUUCGAGACUUUUGCCUGACACAUUUUGUAAAAAACUAGAACUUUUACGAAAGAAAAGAAUAAAAUAAAAGACCAAACCUUAUU
Messenger RNA from Sitodiplosis mosellana (orange wheat blossom midge), 1342 nucleotides. RefSeq lists its product as uncharacterized. The record is from RefSeq and is a predicted model, not a curated record. Gene Ontology annotation, molecular function: GTPase activity; GTP binding. NCBI's taxonomy places the organism in Eukaryota, Metazoa, Arthropoda, Insecta, Diptera, Cecidomyiidae. Bases 98 to 841 code for a protein of 247 amino acids. The transcript has 7 exons.